CCGUGUGCGUGAAUGGACGUAUUUGGAGUGUGAAAAAUUGUUUAGUUUUCACUUGGAGCUUCAGCGCAAAAUGUUGCUGUGGUAUUUUUGCGUCCUAACGUCUUCAUCCCUCAACUCUGUUUUGGUGAACGCGGUUACUGAGAAGUCGUCACGUGGGUUCCUGUUGCUUGACGGAAAUGAGAUCCCUUCAGUGGCACUUGGAACCAGCCUUGGGCACUUAGCAGAUGGUACGCGCAUACUGUCCGUCAACCACUCCCUGGCCCGUGCAGUACAAUGGGCACUCGAAGCCGGGUACAGGCACAUUGACACUGCGGCCCUGUACCGAACCGAAGAUGAGGUCGGCCUAGGUAUCCGUGAUUACAUCGGAGACAAUAGUGCCGACCGGCGGGACGUAUACGUCACUACCAAACUAUGGAACGACGCCCAUGAACGAAACGAAGUUAUACCAGCUUUGCAGCAGUCACUAGCUCGACUGAAAAUGGAUUAUGUCGAUCUGUAUUUAGUACAUUACCCAAUGGCAUAUAAGAAAGAUGGAAGUAUCAGUACGACUGAUUAUUUAACAACAUGGAAAGGUAUGGAGGAUGCCAAAGAGAAAAAUCUGACCAGGUCGAUUGGUGUAUCUAAUUUCAACCUAACUCAGAUGAAGAGGCUAUGGAAUAACGCGAGAAUUAAGCCAGCUGUAUUGCAGAUUGAGGUAAACCCAACAAUAACUCAAAACGAGCUGGUGGAUUGGUGCAAAGAGCAUUCAGUUGUGGUGAUGGCGUAUAGUCCGUUCGGUGCCAUCCUGGGCAGGAAGAAAGACGCACCAGCACCUCGUGUUGACCAUCCCAUAUUGCAGCGACUAGCCACCAAAUAUAACAAGACUGUGCCUCAGAUUUUACUGAGAUACUUACUCGACAGACAACUUGUGGCAAUUCCACGCUCGACAAAUAAAGAGCGUAUUAGAGAAAAUAUUGACAUCUUGGACUUUUCCUUGUCGCCCAGUGAAGUCGAGGAGUUGUCAGGUUUCAAUGCUGACUACAGAUUACGAACACCAGCUAAAUGGUAUUCACAUCCAGAGUUCCCGUUUGAGAAGAAGAAUCUUUCAGAAGAACAAAUUCAGCACAUCAUUGCUAAUAGUAAAGAGGAUUAAACGAGACAGAUUUGAUUAAUUUAAAAGGACGAAUUUAACAGACAUGGCUGUUUUAAAGAAGAACAAUGUUGGAAUAGAACUACUUACUUUU
Pectinophora gossypiella (pink bollworm) is the source of this 1223-nucleotide messenger RNA. Its product is annotated as aldo-keto reductase AKR2E4-like. Gene Ontology annotation, cellular component: cytosol. Gene Ontology annotation, molecular function: aldose reductase (NADPH) activity. The coding region runs from base 71 to 1132 and encodes 353 amino acids. Lineage: Eukaryota; Metazoa; Arthropoda; Insecta; Lepidoptera; Gelechiidae. The transcript is spliced from 7 exons. The record is from RefSeq and is a predicted model, not a curated record.